This is a messenger RNA of Rhizophagus irregularis DAOM 181602=DAOM 197198, 789 nucleotides long. RefSeq lists its product as uncharacterized. NCBI's taxonomy places the organism in Eukaryota, Fungi, Glomeromycota, Glomeromycetes, Glomerales, Glomeraceae. The record is from RefSeq and is a predicted model, not a curated record.
AUGUCGUCCCCUCAUAAAAUUUUUAAAGCAACUCAAGAGCCAGAUAAACUUUUGGGUGGAACCCGUAAGCAAGCCCGCAAAAUAAACGAGCAAGAAAAUAAAGCUGGACCUGCGAAACCUACGGCUCCUCCUCCUGCUAACCAAUCACGUGAUGCUAUGUCGCAAGAUAAUAGUAAAGAAAAGGCACCUUCUAGUUAUACUGAAGGGGCUACCAUCUAUUAUAUACCACAUGAAUCUCAAACACACAAUAAUAAUGAUGGAAUGUCAUUUACUUCCAUCCCUAAUGCUCAAGUACAAGGAAUUUUGGAGGCGCGUGGUUUCGACUUGCCAAAUUCUGAGCUUUUGGACUUGGGUGGUAAGGAUGGAAGGCCAUCUUCUAGCCCAACCUUCUCACGUUACUCCUUCAAUUAUUACGCAAAAAUUCCAUCGAUUUUGAAUGAUACUCAGACACACGAUCAUGAUGAAUGGGCAUCCGACACCAUUCCUAAUCCUCAAACACAUGAUGGAAGAACAUCCACUAUAAUCUUUAAUCCUCAAACAUACGGUGGGAGGGUAUCCUCUAGCCUCACCCUCUUGCGUUACUCCUCCAAUUAUUAUGCAAGAAUCCCUUCGAUUUUGAAUGGUCUACAAACUCUUCCAUCGUUCCCAUGGUUCCUGAAUAAUCCUAAUGAAAACAAUGAAAUUUCUCUUCCACCUGUUUGUGGUGAUUCGGCAUCCCAACAAAUUCAUUUACAUACCCUUGAGCCCGUUCAUAAACCGGAAGAUCCAGAAUUGCCGUUUCGGUUAUAA